This is a messenger RNA of Talaromyces proteolyticus, 780 nucleotides long. Its product is annotated as putative thioesterase family protein. The record is from RefSeq and is a predicted model, not a curated record. NCBI's taxonomy places the organism in Eukaryota, Fungi, Ascomycota, Eurotiomycetes, Eurotiales, Trichocomaceae. The transcript has 2 exons. The coding region runs from base 132 to 641 and encodes 169 amino acids. Gene Ontology annotation, molecular function: fatty acyl-CoA hydrolase activity.
CAUACACCAAACCCUGUGAAAAAAUCAAAUCCCUGUUUAAUUAACUUGUUGCAUUCCAUCCAAAAUUAUACACCAUCUGAGCUAAAAGACUCUAGAGAAAUCACCACGCUUUCCAAACCAACUCAAGCACCAUGGCCAGCGGCACCAGGGAACUCGACGACUUCGAAUUAGACGUGCAGGGAUUUAUGCAUAGCAUCCAAAAUAAAACACCAGGCGAGGGGCAAGCCUAUUGGGACAUUGACCAAAACCGCGCAAAUGUCCGACUCGAAUCCGCCAGCAAAGGGCCACCAGCGCGCGUCACAUACCGACUAACCGUGACCCCUCAAAUGCGCAAUUCGAUGGACAGUCUGCACGGGGGCUGCGCGGCCACUAUAAUCGAUAAUCUGUCGACAACAAUUCUGAUGGCGGUCUCGAAACCCGGGAUGUUUCAGUACGGAGGGGUCAGUCGGAAUCUGAAUGUUACAUAUCUCCGUCCUCUGCCGCUGAAUACCGAUAUGAGGCUUAUUUGUGAGGUUGUGCAGAUGGGGAGGAGAUUGGCGUUGCUGAAGGCGGAGAUUAGGAGGGUGGAUGACGAUGCGUUGUGUGUGGUUGCUGAUCACCAGAAGGCUAAUACAGACCCGGAGGCGGAUCAGAAAUUAUGAGGGAGUGAACUAUGAUGGUGUUAUGUCUAGACUCACGAUGGCCGAAUUGUAUAUAGGUGGAUAUGUGGAUGAUCGCUGGAUUAUACGAUGGGACAAUUUUCCUUUGCUAUGUGAUUUAGUAAUCUUGUCUUAUAGUACC